AUGACUCACCUUUUCCUAAGACAGAGCGGCCUCGAUAGAUUAGACGCUCUUCUCCAAGCCCCCUUCAACCGUCAGCAGCAGCAGGAGGGGGAGGAGGAGCAGCAGCAGCAAGAGCAGCAGCAGCAGCAGCAGCAGCAGCAGGAGCAGCAGGAGUGGCUAAAUGACCUAGCAGCAGAAAUGCUACGGCAACGUCUAAUAUUCAGACGAAGAAGAAUAACAAGAAAAAUAAAAGCUCUCUGGUUGGCGAAGCUAUGUGCUGCUCGAUUUUUGCUGCUGCGCCUCGCCGCCUCGAGGAAGAAAAUGCUGCAGCAGCAAACUGCUGCACUUGUUGAGGCUUUACGAGCAGCAGCAGCAGCAAAAGCAGAAGCAGCGGAGGCAGCAGCUAGGGCAGAGGCAGAAGCAGCAGCAGCAGCAAGGGCAGAAAUAGAGGCAGCAGAGGCAGCAGCAAGGGCAGAGGCAGAGGCAGCAGAGGCAGCAGCAAGGGCCGAGGCAGAGGCAGCAGAGGCAGCAGCAAGGGCAGAGGCUGAGGCAGCAGAAGCAGCAGCAAGGGCAGAGGCUGAGGCAGCAGAAGCAGCAGCAAGAGCAGAGGCCGAGGCAGCAGAAGCAGCAGCAAGGGCAGAGGCCGAGGCAGCAGAAGCAGCAGCAGCAGCAGCGCGAAAAGAAGAGGAGCAAAGGAGGGCUCAAUACAUGGCUACCCGUAUACAGCGAUGCUGGCGAGCUGCAAGGAGGCGCCGCGAUUUGUUGCUGCAGCAACAGCAGCAGCAGCUGCUGCAGCAACAAGCUGAGGAGCAGCAGCUGUUGCAGCAGCAGCAGCAGCAGCAGCAGCAGCAGCGAGAACGAGCAUCAGGGAGUCAACAGCCAGCCAAACGCUUAAGGCUUUCGGAGUCCCCCAGUGCUGCAGCAGUUGCUGCUGGCCCUGCUGCUGCUGCUGCUGCUGCUGAUGUUGCUGCUGCAGUAUAUGGGGAUACCAGCUCUGAUCAGCAACACAUGCAGACACCAACAGCAACAGCCGCAGCCGCCGCAGCAGCAGCAGUGGCGAGGGAAACAGCAGCAGCAAUAUGCAUCCAGAGACACUGGAGAGGCAGCAGCAGCAGAAGGGGAAAGGCUGAGCUGACACGGCAGCUGCUGCUGCUGCAGCGUGCAGUACGCAGGUGGUUAGCAGCAAGGCGUACCCGGGCACAACGGCAGCAGAAGCUGCUGCUGCAACAGCAGCAGAAGCUGCAGCAGCAGCAGAAGCUGCAGCAGCAGCAACAGGAGCAGAAGUUGCCGCAGCAACAGCAGGCAGCCUAUGCAGCAACAGCAGCAGCAGCAGCAGCAGCAGCAGGCGAACGAGAGAAUGUGUCUCCUGAUAGUUCCCAGGCAAGAAUGGUGGAGUGGAAGGCAGCAGAAGUAGCAGCAGCAGCAGCAGCAGAAGCAGCAGAAACUGCUGCUGCAGAGGCUCGUGCUGCAGCAGCUGCUGCUGCAGUACACUACCAGCAGAUGGCAGCAGCAAGGGCCCCCUCUCUUAUACCCAGGGCCCCACCAGCCGCAGCAGUAAUGGCAAGGAGGACAGACAGCAGCAGCCGCAGCGCAUCAGCUGCAGGGGGGCCCCUUAAGUACAGCAGAAUGGAGGCACCACACAGCCCUUGGGGGCCCCAUGGGGCCUUUUUCUCUUCUUCUCAGAAGUCUGCAUGCACUCCAGGGCUUGCUGCUGCUGCUGCUGCUGGUGUGCCAGGUGGUGCGGGUGCCGCAGCUGCGCUGGAGCGGGGCUCGCUUGGCGUAGGUGGCUGGCCCAACAGCAGCAGCAGCAGCAGCCCCAGCUUCUCUGUGUCUGCUGCAGCGCCAGCCACGUCUGCUGCUGGUGGUGCAGCAGCAGCAGCAGCAGCAGCAGCAGCAACAAACACGAGAAGUCUGUACACGUCAGAGGUACUGUAUAAAUCCUUCAUUCCGCAGCCGCGCAUCAGAUACAAUACGCAGCAGCAACAGCCAAAAGCUGCAGCAGCAGCAGCAGCAGCAGCAGCAGCGACAGCAGCAGCACCAGCGCAUGCAGCAGGUAUUAAAGACAAUCCAAGGGCUCUUUCUGCCAUUCCUUCUCCUCCCCACUUCGCAACUCAGCGAAAGAGGCGACCCUGUGCCCUCUAA
This is a messenger RNA of Eimeria maxima, 2121 nucleotides long. RefSeq lists its product as hypothetical. Lineage: Eukaryota; Apicomplexa; Conoidasida; Eucoccidiorida; Eimeriidae. The transcript has 4 exons. The record is from RefSeq and is a predicted model, not a curated record. The coding region runs from base 1 to 2121 and encodes 706 amino acids. Gene Ontology annotation, molecular function: protein binding.